CACACUGUCUUUCUCUGUCUCCUAUGCACAAACGAACCAUACGCGCUUUGUCCAAUCUAACGAAAUCAAGCGGAUAGAAUGAAAUAAAGGCCAAAAUUUGUAUACAAUCUUCACUAUUUUUACACGACUUCAUUGUUGUUGUUUUCGUUUGGGUUUGGAGUGGCAAACGUGAAUUUAUAUUAAAAUAAAUAAGUUGGCUUGUUAUUACACCAAGUGCUACUUCUACGAACGUGAAAAAAUACACAGAGAGAGAGAUAGAGAGAGAGAGAGAGAGAAAAACGACCGAGCAACGAAGAAAGAAGAAAUAGCAGCGAACAGAAAUAAACAAAAGAAACAAUUUAUACACAAACAGAGAAAGACAUAUAAACAACCGAACAAGAAGAAAUGGUCCGUUAUUAGUGUGUCGUCAUUGAUUUGAUUGUCUUUUAUUCGGGCUCAGGCAUUAUCAAUUUUGCAUUUUAAACGCAGAGCAUUCCAAACGGUGUGCGAUUUUUUCUUCUUCUUCUGUUCAUUGAAAGUUUAACGUGAAAAAGAAGAAGAAGAGGACGACGACAGAAAGAACGAGAAAAAAGUGAAGCAAUGUGAACAGAACUAAGGCAAAAUUGACACCGAAGAAGCCAAUUCCAAUUUUGCCGAAUCGAAUGACAAUACCAGAGACAUUUAUUUAACUUGAACCAAAUCAACGCGACAGAUAGUUUUUCUUUUUCGGUUAACAAGCCAAGAAAUCGGAGCAGAGUGAAAGAUAUAUAUCGGUGAAACUAAUUCGUUGUGCAUAUCGUGUUCGAACAAAUAAUUGUACGGUUUCUUUUCCAAAUCGUCGUCGUCUUUGUGUGGCAACAAAUUUGCUUAAACUAUUUGGAAUUCUGUGUGUGACUGUGUGUUUGCUCGCGGUCUGCGUAUAUAUUUUAUCACUCCGGAUUUUUUUUGUUCAUUUCUUUUCUUAAUAGUACAUUCGAAAAAUAAACGGUUUACUGGCUAGCUACACAUCAUCACAUAACUCAAUACAUCGUAUAAGCCAGUAGCGAUUCAGACAAUCGAUUCUAGUUGACGUCGUUAGACGAAGCACCGAUUCAAUUUUCAGUGAAUAAAAAAAAAGCAGAGACAACACAGUGUCAAAAUGUCUGGUAAUAAUUUGAGUGUUGACGGUGAACUACGAUACAUAAUACAAUGGUUCAACGAGUGGAGUGAAUUGCAACGAGAGGAUUUUCUGCCCAUUGUUGUCGAAUAUUUGACAAAAGAUCGAGGAGCACUGCACAUGAACGGUGUGGUCAACAGUUUAUCGGCCGCAUCAUUUGAAGAAAAACCCAUGAGCCUGUUCCAAUGUCGUGUGAAAUUGUUCAAAGAAUGGAGUGCAAAGUGGCCGGAAGACAACAAAAUCAAGUUGAAGGAGAAAAUUUGCGAAAUUGAUGGCAGUUUCGGUGAAAAAUUGAAUCAAGAAAUUUUGAAUGGUUAUUCAAAUGGCAACGGUACAUCGGGCUCAUCAACACCAACCGAUCAAGCACCGCCAAUUGCUGAGCUACAAAAUGAAGCGAUUGUCGCCUAAGUGCGCCCCGGCCUACAAAACAACUCAUCGAGUGAGAGCAUCACGUGAAAUGUCCAUUCAAUCAUUGAAAAAAAAAAAUUCUAUUUCUUUGUUGAAGCAACAAAAUGAUGUUGAGUAAGGGAGAAAGAGAUGAAAGACAGAGAGAAUGAGCUAACGCAUGCCGUCAAAGUAACUUCCAAUCGUCAUUCCAAUAUUAAAUUUUUCUUUAUACUUAUCGCAAUAGUUUUUAAAAUGCCACACGAUAUCGUAAUUAACGUUUCGGAACUAAGCAAACAAGCUCAUUAUUACGUUAUAUGCAUGCAAGAUAAAUCUAGUAAUGGUAAUUAAUUUACCGAAAAUAAUUUACAUACGCCAUGCAAUUUAGGAGAGAAAAAAAUAAGUAGAAGAAGAAGAAGGGAAAAAAAAUCAUACGAAGCGAUAGAAAGAAAAGAAAAAUAGAAAACACAUAAAAUGCAAUGCCGUCUCAAAUCAAAUAUAGGAAUAAUUAAGAGGAAAGUGCUGCACUUGCACCUGCACUCAUUACAAGAUGAGCACACGCUUCGUUUUUUUUCUCUUGAAAUAUUAAUUUUUUUUUUUCGCUCACAACAUUUUGUUUAAUCUACUUUCUUUUUGGGGCAAACGAUUAAACAAAACCAUGCAUAUACAAAUUCAAUCGAAGGCACACGCGCGCAUGCAGCGAAUGCUGUGUGCAAAGCGACCUGUCUUCAACGUCAUUGUUACAUUUUUCUUUCUUUCUCUCAAUUGUUAUGCAGAUGGCAUGUGAAAUCCUCUUCAAUAUGCAUAUUUUCUACUUCGAACAACAGUUUCGUCAUUUAAAAAGCCAACGAAGAGAGAAAGAUAGAGAGACUCGUGCAAGCACAGAUUAUUUCUAUUCAUUUCGAUUCAUUCGGUUGAAUCCGAAGACAUAUCUUUCUCCGUAUAACUCAGAAAUAUCCAACGCAAGUUCACCUCUGUAAACCGCACACCAAUAAACAAUUAUCUUGAGCACGUAGAUAGUAGAGUCGGUAUAGAAUAUCGAAAUCGGCGUAUAAUCCAUAAUAUUAACACCUUUGGUGUUUGGAAAAGUCACCCACUCAUGAAACUCAUUCAUUUUGCGUCGACUUUUUUUUCUAAUGGAAUGCGUUCGCGUGACAAAUGUUCCGUUCACACCUCUAUUUUUUUUUUUAUAUAGUUUCUUCUUCAUUUUACUGAAACACAACUACGGAAUACCAGAUGAACGUUAGAUUUUCAUGCAGUUUGUAAUGUGCCAAAAAUGGUAAUAGCAACAUGCUUUUCCCAGUUUUCAAAUCGUCAAACAAUUAGAAACACAAACAAACAAACUAAAAACACAUAGCAAAGCCAAUAGCAACAGAAACAGGAACAACUUAUCAACAACUCGGUUUUUUUUCCUUAAUUUAUUCUGUAUUUAUUAUUCACGAGUUUUUUUUCUCUUAGUAUUUAGUUAUACUACUCUUUUUUUCUCUCUUGAGAUACGAAAUUGUCUAGAUACCAUUUAAAAGAAUGAAAAAUCCGCACAAUUUAUUGAAUAUAUAAUCAAAAUAGUUUUACUGUACUAUUGGAAUAUAAACAUUUUUUUAAAAAUAAAUAAAUAUAAAUUUUUAAUCAGAUUUUAUAAUAAAUCAA
Molecule: messenger RNA, 3166 nt
Organism: Sitodiplosis mosellana (orange wheat blossom midge)
Lineage: Eukaryota; Metazoa; Arthropoda; Insecta; Diptera; Cecidomyiidae
Exons: 2
Coding region: 1118-1543 (141 amino acids)
Source: RefSeq, a predicted model, not a curated record